AAAUAGACACACACACCGACACACACACAGACACACACAAACACAUAGAGACAGACGUUGUACUCCAUCUCUUUUCUUUGUCCCCAAGCUAUUGUGCACAUUGCUUACAAGCCUAGAACAACAAAAUGUACAUGUUGGCCUUAGUGACCAUUUAGUUCAAUGGAAAUGUCCUUACUGAGUUAAAGAUUUGUCAUCUUUGAAUAAGCUGAUCAACGUACAGCGAGGCGGGGCUCCAAGUUACCGUGUUUUACAAUCACUAAUUUCAGAACCUUGAUGUCAUUUUUCAAAACUCUUGACACAAAACUCAAAAUGGUCAUCACUUGUAACAAAGGCUGUCCAAUGUUCAAAACAUUGCAUUGUGCAUUCAUAUCUUUAAAGAAAUCUUGCACUUGCACAAUCAUUGUUUCACAAAACAAAUUUUUUGAAAUACCAUUGAAACGUUAAUUUAGAUCACCACACACAAACAACCGAUAGUUUCACUGUGUCAUUGUUUGUACAAUCAUUAUAUAUUGUAGUACAAAAUAGGUUAUUCAUGUUUCAUUAUGGUACUACAUGUAAAUACAUUCCUUAUAAAAGUACUACAGUAGUAGAGAGAAUAUUACAGACACAGUGGAAUCAUUGAACAAAAUCUGAAAUAUAUUGAUGAAAAGCAAUGCAGCACAAUCACAACAUAGGUUUAUUCAAAUCAAAGCAAAAUAAUUAGCUACUAAAUAGAAAAUAAAAGACAGUACUGUAAAACAUCAAAUGCAGUGUUCCUCAACUUGCUUGCUUACAGUGAUUACUGUACUUCUACAUUUUCAUCAACACUGUCUUGUGGAUUUGGCCACAGGUUCUCAUCUACAUCACAGUGGAUGUUUUCAUUAGCCAAACAUCAUUGGACACACUUUGCUGUUGCUGCCGCUGUCUUGGUCCGUGGCCUUGUCUUCUACCACGUUCCCCCACAUCUCUCAAACAAGGCCCACGACCGCCUCUCAGAAGGGGUGCUUGUCCCCUGCCAUUCCUUUGACCAACACGUCUUCCUCGUCUUCCUCCCACCACUGCUUGACCCCUAUUGUGACCUGGAUCACCUGCCGGCUCAGUGUUACUUAUCGCUAUGCUGUUGCAAGUGGAUCCCAAUCAAUUCUUUAUAUACUCGCUCCACAAUGUGAACUCAGUCAUCAGUAACGAGUUGGCAGGAUUGGACAAGCAAUUACAAGGGCCUGCAUCCAUACAGUGCAGUACUGUCAAUACUGUAAAUAGUCUGAAAAGGUGGUACAUGGGAUCAUAGAAAUGGUGUAUGAUAAAGAAUGAUGAUGAGAUAUUACAUCCAUAGAUAAUCUAGUCUAAUUGGUUCAUGCUCCAUGCUAAUUGGUGACAAUGAAUCUAGUUAUUUUGAAACUGUCAUGAUCUAAACAUGGAAUAUUGUUUGUCGGUUUCCAUACAACUAUGCAUUAAGAGUAAUGCAACAGUUACUUAUCACUUUGAGCAGUUGUAUCAAUUGAUAGUUGUAUCAUUGUAAUUCAAUGAAUAGAAAUGUAAUGUAGAAAUGUAAUGUGUGAAUUGUCUUUUGAAAUAGUAGUGCUUUGAUGUUAUGUCAUAUUGAACAGGUGAUUUUUGUUAAAUGAACAAAUUAUCUUAGUUUUAUGUGUAUUGUAUCCAAGCAAUUGAAAAAAGUGUUUGAGUUUUAAAAGACUUGCAUUUUGAUCAUUGGUUGUGAGUUUUGUGUCUAUUAUUUAGAAAAAUGACAUCAAGGUUCUGAAAUUAGUGCCAAAGUGAUUGUAAAAAGCUGUAAACUGCAUUGAAUACAAACAAAGAUAAUGACCACUUGUCUAUUACAUCCAGUCUAGUCUGAAACAACACAAUGUUCCCUCAAUUAGCUCGCUAGCUACAUGGGUUAUGAGGGAAGGGUAUCUGUGUUAGAUUAAUAUUCGACUCAUCUUAUUCUAACACUAAAAAUUAUUUCAUACUCACACACAACACUGUUAUGAGUAUAACUUAUGGGCCAAUCCCCUUUAGCUCCCAUAACCAAUGAUUUCUGCGAGGUAUAAACAGUUGAUGGUUCCUGGAUUUUGAUGACACUAGGUUUCAGUCCAGUGCUGUCCAGUGGCUUGAGCCACCUUGGCCCAUUUAAUUUCGCUCUGUUUGAUUUGGCAUAACUUACCCCAGGUCUACAACCACCAAUAAUCACACAUUAUGGGGUGUACGUGGGCCUCUCAAAUGCCGCCCAAUUCAACAUACUGAACCCAUGGGGCUGUGGUUAAAAGUAACAUACUACAUAGGGAAUAGGUUGCCAUUUUGAACACUUAAUAUGCAAGGUUAUGUUCCAUUGGCUGAGACUUGUCAUGCAUGUAGAAGGAGAACAUCAGCUGUGUCUCUUGGUGAAAUCAGGCUUAAGUUAGGUGAAUCCAUCCAUAGAGUGCAGAUUGGAAAAUGUGAUGCAGCUCGUGGCACUCAUGUGUUGUUACCAUAGGCUACAUUCCAAACACAAGCGUAUUUCCAUGGUGUGCUCCAUUUGACUAGGGGCCCCCAGCCCAGCAACAGACCUGACAUAAUGACAGAAGAUGGAAACGUAGCUGAAUGUGAUUGGAAAAGGUAGUGUAGAAGAUUGACAGUACUGGAGCUCAGAGGGUAGCCUUUUCUUACACAAACGUGAAUGUCGCACAGGGAAUCCAGUCCUCAGUGAGAACCUUGUUUCUCUCUCUCUCUCUCUGGCUGACAGUGGCUCCAGUUAGCACCUUGGUUGGGAAAAAAUGCCUCUCUGUGUCACCCUGAUCGUGACUUGAAGAAUGUUUGAGUGAACGUGUUGUUUGUUAUGUGUGUCUCUGCUAGUGAGUGUUUCGGUUAGUGCCCAGGCCAGUCGUGCCUCCUGGUUGGACGAUGGGCACGGCAGAGGUCAUAUCGGAUGUCAUAGCCCGCAUGGACAACAUGGAGGUCAAGGAUGAGUGGCAGGAUGAAGACUUUCCCAGGCCUCUACCUGAAGAUGGAGACAUUGAGGACACGGGACUCACUGAUAACAGGACCAAUCCCCCCACCACCCUGAGCAUCUUGGCCGAUUCCUCCAGACUCUGUGUGAGUCGUAAACUACUGGCCCCAGACAUGAAUGUAUCCCUCGACCAGAGCGAAAGUUCCGUCCUGUCAGAUGACUUCCUGGGUACCCCUGACGACCAGGAUUUUAACGUCGACGAUAUGGACACGCCCGAUGACAAUGACUCCCUGGAGUUCAUUAACAACGGCAACGAGCUGGAGUGGGAAGACGACACUCCUAUAGCCAAUUCCACGGCUCUACCAGGAAGUCAGACAGGGGAGCAGGAGACUGGGAGGUUGUGGAGGACGGUCGUCAUUGGAGACCAGGAGCAGAGAAUAGAUAUGGCUGUCAUCAGGCCGUACCUGAGGGUGGUUACACAUGGAGGGUACUAUGGUGAGGGUCUGAAUGCCAUCAUAGUGUUUGCUGCUUGUUAUUUGCCAGAAAGCAGCUGUGAGGACUACACUUACAUCAUGGAGAACCUCUUUUUCUAUGUGAUCAGCAGCCUGGAGUCAUUAGUGGCUGAGGACUACAUGAUCAUCUAUCUGAACGGCGCGACGCCGCGUAGGAGGAUGCCUGGUAUCAGCUGGCUAAGGCGGUGCUACCACAUGAUUGACAGGAGAUUGAAGAAGAAUCUGAAGCGGCUGGUUAUUGCUCACCCCUCCUGGUUCAUCCGUACCGUUCUGGCCAUCUCAAGACCCUUCAUCAGUGUAAAGUUCAUGGACAAGAUCCGUUAUGUCCACACCUUGAAUGAACUGAGCCAGCUGAUCCCCAUGGACCACAUACAGAUCCCAGACUGCGUCCUGCAGUAUGAUGACGAGAAGAAGGCGGCACAAAGGGAACGGCAGGAAAAAGGGCAGCACCACAACACGUCGGCCGCCCACACAGAAAGGACGGCAGGAGAUAAAGGCUAGACAGACGUGGUCCGCAGAGGGGGACAGGAGCACAGACAACCGCAGGGUCAAGGUGUGAACCCCCGCCGCCAGGGGCUUGUGUGGUCCGGAGUUGGACUGCCUCAGCGGACAGUGAACAGUGGCGGUUAACAGAGUGUAGACUUGGUUGUGGUAUGGUUCUAACCACCCUCGCCAGCUGGGACGAUGAUUUCUUUUGUUUAGCAGCAAGACAAUUCUGCAUCACGCCCUUCUCUGGUGGAGCACAUUUCAAGGCAGUACAUCCCAGCCAUUAUAUUCAGUAUAUAACACUUGCCCAUGGUCUUGACAUUGAGGUACGGACCUAACUGUUACAUAAACCACAUCUGCUCCUCUCUUUAGGCGCUGCAAUCUCGCCACCGUUCUAUGCUAUUUUUACUUCCUUGCAAACAUAGCAAAGCAGGGCAAAGCACAACUCCAGACCACAUGUUGAUACUAAAGAAGUAUCCAACCCCCCCCCAACCCCAAAGGAAUGGAAAGUUGUCUGGACAGGGGGUAGAGGGAAACUAAAUACAUCAUCUAAAGAGUGUCUAGUGUUAGCAUACCUCAUGGAAGCAUACCUGGGUUCAAUGAAACCAUUAAGAAUCAUUUGUCAGGGCUGAAUGCCACAAAACACACAUUACAAAGUGAAACGUGCAGACCUACAGAUGGUGGAGGUGAUGGAAGAGGUGAAGGCGGUUGAGAUGACGAUGUGAUGGAGUUGGUCGGGCUGGAGGUGAUGGUAGGGAUGGAGGUGGUGGUGACAGAAGAGAAGGUAGUGAUGGAGGUGACAGUGGUGAGAUUCUAUAGAUGAUGUUAAUGAUUAUUUCUUCCAGGUAAUACAAUAAUCUACUCUCUGCUGAGCUUGCCAUGUACUCUAUCAGUACAGACUGAAAUCUUAUUUGGCUGAAUUGGAAGGGCUUGAGGAGAAAUGCUGGGCAUAUAGUGGACUGCCUUUUCCAUGUCAACCUACACAACUUAGUCCACUGACUGCUGACCUCAAGCAAUGCUACCAAGUCCAGUUGUUAGCUACCAUGAACAUUACUUGGGCAUUGUUCCUUAUAAGCUUGGACCACAUUUUGGACCACUUUGUUGCAAGGUCCAUACAAUGUCAUGAGCAGACCUGAAGCCCUGUCUGAACACCCCUCAGACCUUUACUGAGUUUCCAGGCUGGUGCAGACACACCACAAACACACCACACAACACACCACAGACACACCACCGA
Molecule: messenger RNA, 5134 nt
Organism: Esox lucius (northern pike)
Lineage: Eukaryota; Metazoa; Chordata; Actinopteri; Esociformes; Esocidae
Product: caytaxin
Exons: 11
Coding region: 2857-3915 (352 amino acids)
Biological process (GO): apoptotic process
Cellular component (GO): cytoplasm
Source: RefSeq, a predicted model, not a curated record